Molecule: messenger RNA, 564 nt
Organism: Pseudomassariella vexata
Lineage: Eukaryota; Fungi; Ascomycota; Sordariomycetes; Amphisphaeriales; Pseudomassariaceae
Exons: 1
Molecular function (GO): nucleic acid binding
Source: RefSeq, a predicted model, not a curated record
AUGCUGGCGACCGGGACCUCGAUGAACUACAAGGGCAACCCCUUCCUCGCUGCGAAUCAAUCAGCCAAUAUCCCGGAACACGAGAACUGCUCCCUCUGGCUGACGAACCUCCCACCUGGGUGCACCGUCCACAAGCUUCUCUCCUGCGUGCGCUCGUGCGGCAAGGUGUUCGCUUGCGUCAUCAACCCCCCCGUCCCAGGCGCCACCAUUUCAACCACCAGCGCCGCCAAGCUCGUCUUCUUCAACCGCGUUGGUGCUCAGACUCUCCUUGACCAGGCGCGUCUUGGCCAGUUUGCGGUAGACAGCUAUGUCCCGCGCGUUCGAUCCAAUCGCAUCAAGAGCGCGGCCCGGACGCCUGGACCACAGUGUCGAGUGCUUCAUAUCGAGGGUCCAGUCUACAUUGUCAACGAGAAAUUCUUGCGUGAAUUCUUCCGUUCCAAGUUCCAGUAUGACUUGGACGAUGUCUUCUUGCUCUCACAUGGCGAGGGGAGAGCUCGAUUAGAAUGGAGAUUCGGGUCGUACCGUUGCCAGGCUGAAGCAGCGCGAACGGCAAUUGCCAAGGAG